AUGAACUGGAUUGAUGGAGAUCUUCAUCGUUCGAAACGCGGCAGACUGAGAAAGGUUAACCCUGCUAAGCAACGCCAGAAGGAGUACUUUGCUCGCAUUAGAGCCCAAGCCGAAGAAAGGGAGGCUGCUAGAAACGACGGCAGGCGCUCGUCAUCUCGCCAAACAGUGAUACUUGCACAUCAACCAUCGCCUCAGCCGGGCCGAAGGGGAUCAUCCUCAGGGAUUCAGAACCAAUAUAGCCCAGGCCAUGAGGAAGCCAUCGAACAGCUUCGGUCAUUCUUCAAGGUCCCAGCUCGACAGGACAGUCACGGUUCAGCAACCCAUCAACCGCUUGAACAGCCGCCACGUAACCGGGGGUCUGAAACACUGCUUGCCAAGUAUGGGGAAGAGAAGCUCAAGGAGAUGAGGCUGAAGUUUCUCGCAGACCUGGGUCGAGAUCCAACGCCGGAUCCUUUGAAGCGCCGCCGACGACCCGAACCUCCUCCACGACCGGACCCUUGGCUGCAUGCACCAGUAGUACGACAUGGACCAGGUAAUGUGCCUUCGCAUGCCGAUACCCGAAAGCGCAAACUUGACCUGUCAGUACCGGCCAUUGGCGGUGAUGCAGUCAAGAUUCGAGUGGGAAGUCAACAGAAGAGACUUGGUGCUGAAGGUUCGGCCAUCAGCGGAUGGAACACUAUCAGAACAGCUAGCCAGGCGCGCACUGAGAAGACUUCGCAUCCCGCAAGACCAUCCUCGCAAUAUACCUAUAGAAACUCUAGCCGGUUGCGUCAGAGGAGUGGGCAUUCAUUAUCCAAGGCACCAUUAUCUUCGCAUGUGGAUAGAAAUGAGCGGAUCAGAGGAGAGUAUACUAUUCCUUUGGUUCCUGGCUCUAUUGAUCCAUCAUCAUCCUCAUCGCCUUUAGGUCGCCAUGAAUCCACCAGUACUGCCUUUGACCAUUCUACGAAGCAACCUAUCAGUCAUGGUUCAGAAGAUACCUCAGAGGCUCUUGAUCGAUACGAGCAGCUGUUGGCGAUGGCUCAAGGAACCCAGAAGUACGACGGUUAUUCAUAUUCGGCGAGCACCAUCGACAGUUUCGCAGAUAACAGCGGUCUGAAUACGCUCAGCAGCCCUGGAGAGAGGAACAUGUAUCGAGAUAAUCUUGAUAAACGCCAGGCAGACCGCCUCGAAGAUGGCAACGUUACGAAUAGUAGCUCCAGCUUGAAUCUCACCAGGAAGUUUGGGUACGAGAAUACAAGCAACAGCUGCUUCAGCAGUCUCGCGUCUGGCCAGAUCGAUAACCCCACAGUCGACGCUACCGAACUCUGGGGAUCCGGUAGCUAUCAUCAUGGCGGCGAAAACACAAUCACCACCCGGGACCCUCAAAAGCAUCAGCCCAUACUAAGUAGCAGCAUAUCGAGUGGCAACAUCGCAAACUCCUCCGGCAAUUCAUGGCCGAAAGAAUCACCAUCUCUGGAACGCUCUUGUGAGGUUCCACACCAACAGAUCACGACACAGACCCUGGAGGCUGACGAGGGAUGGCGGUCAUUUGUAUUCGGUGAUGAUGGUAGCACUAUCAUUGAGUCCAUGGCGUUCACCCAAGCAUCGCGGGAUGCCGCCCGAGCAUUGCAGCCAUCUAGGUCUUCAAGCUUGUCGUGUACCAAGGGGCCACCGGAGAUGGAAAUCAACAGUACUGCGGCAACAGGCUGUCCAUUGUACACAGCUGAUAUUGGCCAGCCGUCUGACUCUGUUGAGCCAUGGUCUUCAUCAGACGUCCCAAGCCUCAGGGCCAUUGCUAGCAGUAGCGUUAUUGAGUCGGAUGCGGGAAUUUCUGCAAGUCACAUAGACGACAACAGUCAAGGCACUCCCCAAUCACAGGAUGGGGGUUCCCAGAGCCAGUCCAUUCGUUGUGCAUCUAUCCUCAGUGAGGAGCCUGGCAGCAAUGUCCUUGAUGACCAGGGGUACAGACACUUAUCAGACGCCGAGCCUAACAACCAGAACACGACCAGUACGGAAUCUGUCAGCCAGGAGUCUCCCCGUGGGGAACCAGGUAGGGCUCAUACAUCGGGAUCUGCGGGUUACGUGGGGAGCAAUAGUUCGGGAUCGUUAUCCGCAUCUGUUGACCUGUGGUCUGCGGCGCCAGCUCUGGCACCCCCGCGGUCUGUGGGGGUCAAACAGUCAGGGGUCCAAAGAGUUGAAGACCAAACACGAUUUGCCCCACCAAAGCUCUUUAUGGGCAGCCGUUCACAGCUCCAGGAACGAAGCAAAGCGCCAGUAGUUGCCAGAGCUGCAACCAAGAGAAGAGGUGGGCCGAGGAAGCGAGCCGUUGAUGGCCGGGCUGAUAUUCGAAGCAUUCCGAAUUACUCCAGCGAUCCCAUCGAGGAUUUCGAGGAUCAACAGCCUACACAUACAUCGAUAUUUCCAGCCCUUGAACUUGCUUGA
Molecule: messenger RNA, 2421 nt
Organism: Podospora bellae-mahoneyi
Lineage: Eukaryota; Fungi; Ascomycota; Sordariomycetes; Sordariales; Podosporaceae
Exons: 4
Coding region: 1-2421 (806 amino acids)
Source: RefSeq, a predicted model, not a curated record